AUGCUGAAGGGAUACUGUCCUCAGUCUGUCCUUGGAAAGCCAGAGAACGAGCAGGCCUCAGCCUUGCUGGCGCUGCUGCUGCUGCUAGACGGCAACAUGUUCUCCUUGCCUGAGCCGCCCUCUGGGCCCCUGGAGAAGAUCUUCCAGUACAUCGACCUGCACCAGGAUGAGUUUGUCCAGACCCUCAGGGAGUGGGUGGCCGUGGAGAGCGAUUCCAUCCAACCGGUGCCUCGUCUCAGGCAAGAGCUCCUGCGGAUGAUGACCAUGGCUGCAGACCGGCUCCGGCACCUGGGAGCCAGCGUAGACUGCGUGGACCUGGGCUCUCAGGAGUUGCCUGGAGGGCAGCGUCUUCCGAUCCCGCCCAUCAUACUGGCUGAGCUGGGCAGUGACCCCAACAAGCCCACCGUGUGCUUCUACGGCCACCUGGACGUGCAGCCGGCUAAGCGGGAGGACGGGUGGCACACAGACCCAUACUCACUGACGGAGGUGGAUGGGAAACUUUAUGGCCGUGGAGCUACAGACAACAAGGGGCCUGUCUUGGCUUACAUCCAUGCUGUGAGCACCUUCCAAGCCCUGCAGCAAGGCUUGCCCGUGAAUCUCAAAUUCAUCCUUGAAGGCAUGGAGGAGGCGGGGUCUGUGGCCCUAGAGGAGCUGGUCCGCAGAGAGAAGGAGCGCUUCUUCGCGGGCGUGAACUACAUCGUCAUUUCCGACAACCUGUGGCUCAGCAGAAGGAAACCUGCCCUCACCUACGGAACACGGGGAAACGCCUACUUCCUGGUGGAGGUAAAGUGCCGAGACCAGGAUUUUCACUCAGGAACCUUUGGCGGUAUCCUGCAUGAACCCAUGGCCGAGUUGGUUGCUCUUCUUGGCAGCCUGGUGAACUCCUCUGGUCACAUUCUUAUUCCUGAAAUCUAUGACUCCGUGGCUCCUCUCACAGAAGAGGAGAAGGCAACAUAUGAAGCCAUUGAGCUGGACCUGGAUGAGUACCGCAGCAGCAGCCAGGUGGAGAGGUUCCUGUUUGAUACCAAGGAGGAAAUCUUAAUGCACUUGUGGAGGUACCCGAGUCUUUCCAUUCAUGGGAUCGAGGGUGCGUUUGAUGAGCCCGGAGCGAAAACAGUCAUCCCUGGCCGAGUUGUAGGAAAGUUCUCCAUCCGUUUAGUUCCUCACAUGAAUGUGUCCAUGGUGGAAAAACAGGUGAAGCAGCAUCUUGAAGAUGUAUUCUCCAAGAGAAAGAGUUCCAACCGCAUGACUGUCUCCAUGGUGGUGGGACUGCCGCCAUGGCUGGCCAGUAUUAAUGAUCCUCAGUAUCUUGCAGCAAAGAGAGCCAUCAGAACAGUGUUUGGAACAGACCCCGACAUGAUCCGGGAUGGGUCGAGCAUUCCAAUCGCCAGGACAUUCCAGGACAUCCUUCAGAAGAGCGUGAUGAUGCUUCCACUCGGAGCUGUUGAUGACGGAGAGCACUCUCAGAAUGAGAAGAUCGACAGGCGGAAUUACAUAGAGGGAUCCAAAUUAUUUGCCGCCUUUUUCCUGGAGAUGGCUAAGCUGCAGUCACAGUAAAGGAUUCCAGCUGGAUCUGAGCUGGCAGCUGUCCUUUCCAUGUCCCGGAGAGGGAUUGAAUUGAAACAGCCUGGGAAUUUUGAUGCACUACAGCAUAUCUGUUCUUUGUCCGUUUUAAAAUGUCUUGGGACAUUGCAGCCACUGAUAAAAGUGUUUUAA
Molecule: messenger RNA, 1716 nt
Organism: Ochotona curzoniae (black-lipped pika)
Lineage: Eukaryota; Metazoa; Chordata; Mammalia; Lagomorpha; Ochotonidae
Gene: CNDP1
Product: carnosine dipeptidase 1
Exons: 12
Biological process (GO): proteolysis
Cellular component (GO): cytosol
Molecular function (GO): dipeptidase activity
Source: RefSeq, a predicted model, not a curated record